AACAAGUUUGGGAGAAUGUUGAGUUCAAUCGCGCCGGAGCCGCGAUGGAGCGCAGCGCACUGCAGUGGGUCGGCGCCCCGUGCGGCUCGCACGGCCCCUACGUCUUCUACAGGGCGUUCCGCUUCCAGCGCCGCGGCGGCGGCCGGGCGCGGGUCCUCUCCCUCGGCGACUUCUUCUUCGUGCGGUGCCGCGCGGAGGAGCCCGCCUGCAUCGCGGAGCUGCAGCUGCUCUGGGAGGAGCGCACCAGCCGGCAACUUCUCUCCAGCGCCAAACUUUAUUUUCUCCCCGAGGACACCCCCCAGGGCAGGACCAGUGACCAUGGCGAGGAUGAAGUUAUUGCUGUUUCAGAAAAAGUGACUGUGAAGCUUGAGGACUUGGCAAAAUGGGCACAGUCGGAUUUCUCCAAGUGGAAGUGUGGUUUCCGGGCUGAGCCGGUCCAGCCCAUGGAUGUGGGGAAGAAUGGGCAGAAAGAGGCCUUGACAAGAUACAGACAAUCCACACUGAACAGUGGCUUGAACUUCAAAGAUAUUCUGAAGGAAAAGGCUGACCUUGGUGAGGAUGAUGAAGAUUCAAACCUUUUAAUUCUCAGCUACCCACAGUACUGUCGCUACCGGUCCAUGCUAAAGCGCAUCCAGGACAAGCCCUCGUCAAUCCUCACAGACCAGUUCGUGUUAGCCCUUGGAGGAAUUGCAGUGACAAGCAAGAACCCCCAGAUCUUCUAUUGUCGGGAUACAUUUGAUCAUCCCACCCUAAUAGAAAAUGAAAGUAUAUGCGACGAGUUUGCGCCAAAUCUUAAAGGCAGACCGCGCAAAAAGAAGCCAUGCCCACAGAGAAGAGAUUCAUUAAAUGGCAUUAAGGAUUCCAACAAUAAUUCUGAAAGCAAAGCUGUUGCCAAGGUAAAAUGUGAGGCUAAGUCAGCUUUGCCCAAACCCAAGAGUAACAACAGCAACUGUAAGAAAGGCUCAAGUGAGGAUAAAUCAAAGAUUGCCAUAGGUGAAGAAUGCAGAGCUGAUGAGCAGGCUUUCCUUGUGGCUCUUUAUAAAUAUAUGAAAGAAAGGAAAACACCAAUUGAACGAAUACCCUAUUUAGGUUUUAAGCAGAUUAACCUUUGGACUAUGUUUCAAGCUGCUCAAAAACUGGGAGGAUAUGAAACAAUAACAGCCCGUCGACAAUGGAAACAUAUUUAUGAUGAAUUAGGUGGUAACCCUGGAAGCACAAGUGCUGCUACAUGUACUCGUAGACAUUAUGAAAGAUUAAUCCUGCCAUAUGAAAGAUUUAUUAAAGGAGAGGAAGAUAAGCCACUGCCUCCAGUGAAACCUCGAAAACAGGAUAACGGUUCCCAGGAGAGUGAAGCAAAAACAAAAGUGUCUGCAACAAAACGCAUCAAAAAUGAAAACCAAAAGAGCAAGAAGGAAAAAGAUAAUUCACAGAAACCCCAAGAUGCAUCUGAGGUUUCAUCAGAACAAGAGAAGGAUCAAGAAUCAGCAGACCAGAAGAAUUUCCCUGAACAUCCUACAGUGGGAGAGGUGAAACAACCUAUGCAAGGCCCUCCAUCUCUUUUACCAGAGACUGCUCGGACACUGCCUCUGGAGAAGACAGACAUGACAGAAAACAGCACCAACAGUGAGAAAGCCAAGGAGGAGGUUCAGCACUCGUCCUCUUUCUCGAGUGUUUCUGUGCCUGAGGAAGAAGACGCUGUGCUGGAUGCCACUGUCACAAAACGAUUACACCCCUCACCGGAUGCCCUGGAAGACACAAAGCCUGAACAAAAACUACACAAAGCUUUUACUGACAGCCUGGAAAGUGAACAUCCAGAAAUGCCCUUCACUGCUUUCCCAGUCCAUCUGCCCACUCAGAGUGACAUGGAAGAUGAGAAACUGCCAGGGAUGGCCGAUUACAUCGCAAACUGCACGGUGAAAGUGGACCAGCUGGGAAAUGAAGAUAUCCACAAUGCACUAAAGCAAACACCCAAAGUCCUGGUGGUGCAGAACUUUGACAUGUUUAAGGAAAAGGAGCUGCCCGGGUCCAUGAACGAUGACUCCACUUUCAGUUACACACCACUGCUGUACUCUAAAGGUAAUCCAGGCAUCAUGUCACCCCUGGCAAAGAAGAAGCUGCUGUCACAGGUCAGCGGGGCCACGCUCUCGUGUAACUAUCCUUAUGGUUCUCCUCCACCUUUGAUCAGCAAAAAGAAACUCAGCAGCAGAGAUGAACUGUCCUCAGGCGUAUCGCAAGGUCCCCAUGCCCCUAAUUCUGAUCCUGUAGCAAUUAAUAGGCCCUCAGUCAUACAACAUGUACAGAGUUUUAAAACCAAGGAAGAAAGGAAGUCAAUUAAUAAUGUUUUUAAACAUGACAUGCUAAGUAAACCGGAUCCUCAGCGCUGUGAUUUUUCAAAACAUCACCUCAGUUCUCUUGCCGAGUCAUACCUACCGAAGUUGGAUAUCCAGGACUGCAAAGAUAAAAUGAGUGAGAAAAGGGCACUGCAGCACUCCCAUGUGCCCACUUUCUUGGCAGAUUUCUAUUCAUCACCUCAUCUGCACAGCCUUUAUAGGCACACAGAACACCACCUUAAUAAUGAACAGACAUCAAAGUACCUCCCCCAGGACAUGUUCAGAGAGUCUGAAAAUAUUUCUACUUUUACUCAACACAAACACCAAGAAAAACUAAAUUUAAAUUAUCGGCCGUCUUUGCAUCAGCAAGAAAAAAAGACAACAGUGGAGGCCUCUUCAGAUGAUCAGCCAACAGAUUUGAGUCUUCCAAAGAGCAUACACAAACAGACUGCAAAGGUUCCAGGCUCCAGUCUCCCUCACUCAUCCACAGCCCAGCAAGAAUGCAAAGGGAUCUCCCCAUUCCAGGCUGGAGGCAGCCAGGCGGUGAGCCUAGACUGUAACCCCAAAGCUUGCCGUGUGUCCCCUAUGGCAUUGACAGCCCCAAAAAAACACAGCGAGUUGCUCCACAGGUCUGGGAAGCAGCAGGCCCAGAGGCUGGAGAACCUGAGGAAGAUGGAGGGGAUGGUGCAUCCUAUCAUCAGCCGCAGAACGAGCCCUCAAAACGUGGGGGCUGCCCGGCCUCUGAAAAGGAGCCUGGAGGAUUUGGACAAAGUUAUUUCUGAAAAAAAAAUCCGAGCUGUCUCUCCUAUUCACUUACCAAAGGAGACCCCGGUGAAAGAGAAGGUUCCCGACCAAGAGGGGGAAGGUAGCAAGUCAGUGCAUGGCCUCCAUUCUGGCAGCAUGCUGGAAAGCCACAAAUUUCCCCUGUCAGCCCCCAUCUUCCCAGGCUUGUAUCCGGGAAGCCUGUGCACGGGGUUGAACAAUCGCCUCCCACCCGGGUAUUCUCAUCCCCUGCAGUACUUGAAAAAUCAGACCAUGCUAUCCCCACUAAUGCAGCCUUUGGCUCUUCACUCCUUCAUGGUGCAGAGACAAUUCCUCACGUCCCCUGCAAACUCCCAGCAACUGUACAGACACUUAGCUGCAGCAGCACCUGUAGGAAGUUCCUACGGUGACCUUUUGCAUAACAGCAUUUAUCCUUUAGCUGCUAUAAACCCUCAAGCUGCAUUCCCACCUUCCCAGCUAUCCUCUGUACAUCCGAGCACAAAACUGUAAACCUCCCUCGCUCACAAAGAAAGGUCUGAGGAGAAAGUUCAGUUAGCCACAUUCCUCCCCCUGUGACGAUGUCUUGCAGAUUUAGCAAUCUGUAUUUUUGUCAACCAGGAUGCAGUCGUAUCCCGCCUAGAGGAGCAUCUUGGAGUUGGAUGGAGACAGGACUGCUUCUUUAAUUCUGGCUCCCACAUCAGCCCCUCAUCCCUUAUCCCCGCCCUUGAAAAAAAGAAAACCAAGCCAAAAAAAAAAAAAAAAAGCCAACAAAACAAAAAAAACAAGCCACACAAAAAAAAAGGAGAGAGAAACAAAAACACAGAAAAAAAAGAAUUUUUUUUGGAUUUUGCGUAUGUGUUUUCUGAAAGGACUUGAACAUGGUAAGAGCAGAUGUUCAAAGGGAGCCGUGGAAACGCAGGCCCAGUCCUGAGCUCACUGAAGCCCCAGUGAGGGCUGUGUUUGCCUUCCACUGAGCCAAGGACCGGAGGCUGUGCAUUGUUGCAAAUGAGUCAAGGACUUCAGAUGAACCUGGAAAGGAGAAGUGGGCCGAGAAUCUGUACAAUCAGUGGAUGUGCUUUUUUGGGUAACUUUUCCUGACUUUUAAAGAUUCAAUCAAUGCAAUGUAUAGUAAAACGGCAAUAGAUUUUUUCAUUUUAACACUAUUAGAACAGAAUGGUAAACACUGUUUAAUUUGACUGUACAUAUCCACUUCAUAAACUACCAGUGUCACAUUUGGUCACAAUAAUUUAUAUAGUUUCGUUUGUCCAGUAUAUUCUGUGCUCUUUGUGUUUGUUUUUCUGUUUUGGGUUCUUAUUUUUUUUUAAAUUAAACAGUAUCAUUUUAUCUGCAACUUUUUUAAAGGCUGUGGCUGUCCUAAUUUUUCUUUUUUUUAUUACGUGUUUGUAAUUUUUCCAGUUUCUUUAUACUUUGGAGCAGCGUUUUUGUUUUGUUUUUGUCGUAACGUUUACUGUUUACAAACUGAAGCAACUGGUUCAGAUUAAUCUUAAUGGUUAUAAACAUACUGUAGGUGAUGUUAUGGUGCAAGGAUGCGAACAAGGUUCCUUUCCCCACGGCCCACCCCUGUGAGGUGCUGAGCACCUCUCACCCUCCUCCUGUUGUUUCGAUGGCUCCUAGGCUGCUUCUCCCCUCCCUCCGAGCUUUGCUUUCCUGUAUCGUGGUCUGUGAAUUUGUCAAGCGUUGUACUUAAUCUUACCUAGGCUGUGAAACCCUCCUGCCUACCAGAGAAACGGUCUAGAAAACAAAAUCUCCCUGGCUCAAGCUGCUGAAUGACAAAAGAGUGCAGAAAACAGAUCUGUGGUUUGUGUGAAUGUUGAGAAUUUCAGAAGUUGUGAGAGCAGCCAGUGUGGAUCUGAAUCAGAGGUUUACAGGUUGUUUCUGUGCCUCGCAAUGGUAAGGGGGUUCUGUGCAGUGGUUGGGAUGGUCCUUGCACGCUCCCACGGGGAUCUCGGCCUCUCCCUGCACAUCCUUUUGCAGGGGGAAAGCCCAGGCAUGGCAGGGAGAGGCUGGAUUUUCCUGAUGAAAGAGCUUCCUUGUGGAUGUAUACUCACUUUGCAGGACAUCACCACUACGUAGCUGAGCACAGACAUUGAUAAAGCAAAGUGUCACUUGGAGGCUUUAUACAGUGUGAAAAUUGGUUGUGAUUCAAACCAUCUCAGUUACUGUUCAAGGACAGUGUACUUGAUAUGAAAAGAUAAACUACUAAGAAACACUUUGCAUGCUAGGCAUGUCAUUAAAUUUUCCCGUGAUAUGAAGCCAAAUACAAUAUAUAAUGUAUCAUACUUAAUAUCCAAAGGUGGAAACCAGAAUAAUAUACUCGUCUACUGUUACAAAUCCAGCUUCUUCAAUUAAAUACUUUAUAUUCCUGUGGUAAAACUAUAUUUAAUUGAUUGAUAAACAGACUAGUAGAACUUGGAACAUUGAUGUGCCAGUGCAGGGUAUCCUGCUGCUCCACAAGUCAUACAGGAAACAGAACCGCAGGCUCAUCCAGGCAGAGGUCGCAGUGUGGAGGACAUCUCUAGUAAAGUUGCACUACAUCUGAAUCACGUAAGAGUCAGGGGUUUGGGGAUGGGGGGGA
Melozone crissalis (California towhee) is the source of this 5688-nucleotide messenger RNA. It is a transcript of the gene ARID5B, whose product is annotated as AT-rich interaction domain 5B. Gene Ontology annotation, biological process: regulation of transcription by RNA polymerase II. The transcript is spliced from 10 exons. Gene Ontology annotation, cellular component: nucleus. Gene Ontology annotation, molecular function: transcription cis-regulatory region binding. NCBI's taxonomy places the organism in Eukaryota, Metazoa, Chordata, Aves, Passeriformes, Passerellidae. The coding region runs from base 45 to 3602 and encodes 1185 amino acids. The record is from RefSeq and is a predicted model, not a curated record.